UGCAUAGAUGCCAAGGUGGAGAUUUUCCCUAAUUGGGAUCAUACUUGUUCUACUUCCAUGUCACUUUCUGCAACUUGCUUCUGCACAGAUUACUCAUCCAUUGGAAGUUAAUGCUUUGCAAGCUGUCCGCCGAGCACUCAAAGAUACAGGGAAAAAUCUCAAUAGCUGGAAAAAGACUGAUCCAUGUGUAUCAAAUUGGACCGGAGUAAUCUGCUUAAUGGAUCCAAAUGAUGGCCAUCUCCAUGUCCAAGAACUGCGGUUGCUAAACAUGAAACUUUCUGGGAAACUAGCUCCGUCACUUGGGUUGUUUUCUCAUAUGACCGUAUUGAAUUUUAUGUGGAACAAUUUAACCGGCAGCAUACCCAAGGAGAUAGGCAAUCUGAUUACUUUAAAGCUUCUGUAAGCAUCAAAUUACAAGCUUUUAA
This is a messenger RNA of Pistacia vera, 425 nucleotides long. Its product is annotated as probable LRR receptor-like serine/threonine-protein kinase At5g37450. The transcript is spliced from 4 exons. NCBI's taxonomy places the organism in Eukaryota, Viridiplantae, Streptophyta, Magnoliopsida, Sapindales, Anacardiaceae. The record is from RefSeq and is a predicted model, not a curated record. The coding region runs from base 8 to 403 and encodes 131 amino acids.